UACUCGUUUUUCUCCUAGUUCACUUCCUAUCUAAGGAUUCCUUUAUCUUCUUCUUUUUCUUUCUCCUCCUCCUUAGGCUAAAUCUCCGGCGAAGGAUCCGGGGGAGAGCUCCGACAACUUUUUUGUUUCCGCUUGUUUGGUGUGAAAGCUGAUGAAGAGUUAGCUGUCGGGAAACUUCUGUUCGGGGAUUAUUACCCCACAAAGCAAAUUCAGGUUUAAGGAAUCCAACUGUUCUUCCCUGUUGUUGGAUUCAGCUAUGCUACCUGGUGGGUUGAAAGACACCCAACUCCGAGAGACCAACAGCCAAAAGGUCCAUCCUCAACCCAUGGAAGAAUCUAUUAACCAGAACCCAGAAGCAAUGGAGGCACUGAUUUCCAAACUGUUUACAAAUAUCUCGUCUUUGAAGUCGGCUUACAUCCAGCUCCAAACUGCCCAUACACCCUAUGAUCCCGAAAAGAUUCAGUCGGCAGACAAGGUUGUGAUUUCCGAGAUAAAAAAUCUUUCAGAACUCAAGCACUUUUACCGGGAGAACAACCCCAAGCCUGCAUGUGUCUCCCCUCAAGAUUCUCGCUUAGCUGCAGAGAUCCAAGAGCAGCAAAGCCUCUUGAAAACGUACGAGGUAAUGGUGAAAAAGUUUCAGUCAGAGAUUCAAAACAAGGACUCUGAGAUCAUACAGCUGCAACAGCAGAUUGAAGAAGCGACUCAGAAGCGAGCUAAGCUCGAGAAGAAUCUAAAGCUAAGGGGCCUGUCCACAAGAGAAUCAGAAGGUUCUGUGGCUGGUAGUGGACAUUUUACUGUAGAUUUAACCCCCGAACUCUUCAUGUCACUCUAUGAAGCUGCUUAUAAAGCCGUCCAUGAUUUCUCAAAGCCGCUGAUCAACAUGAUGAAAGCUGCUGGAUGGGACCUUGAUUCGGCUGCCAAUUCUAUUGAAGCCGAUGUUGUUUAUGCCAAGAGGGCUCACAAGAAAUAUGCAUUCGAGUCAUACAUAUGCCAGAGGAUGUUUGUUGGGUUUCAGCAAGAAAAUUUCUCAAUCCAAUCGGAAAGCCCAUCAGAUGAUGCAGAGGCGUCCUUCCGUCAGUUUCUUGCUCUGAAGGACAUGGAUCCACUAGAUGCCUUAUGUCAAAGCCCGGACUCUACUUUCGGAAAAUUUUGCAGGAGCAAGUAUCUCAGCGUAAUCCACCCAAAGAUGGAAAUCUCAUUCUUCGAAAACAUGGACCAGCGGAACUACGUUAUGGGAGGCGGGCACCCGAGAACUGCGUUCUACCAGGCGUUCUUAAAACUCGCCAAGUCGGUCUGGCUUCUGCAAAGGCUUGCCUUUUCCUUCGACCCUGCAGCCAAGAUCUUCCAGGUGAAAAAGGGCUGCGAAUUCUCUGAUGUUUACAUGGAAAGCAUCGUGAAGAAUGUGGUUAGAGAAGAGAGGGAGCAGAGUCUGAGAGUUGGUCUCAUGGUCAUGCCCGGGUUUUGGAUCGGUGGCAGCCUGAUUCAGAGCCGUGUUUAUCUCUCCGGCAUGACAUUAGCUGAAUGAAGAGGGUUUUGCGUUCACCUGUGUUGAAGGCUCUGUAUUGUACUUGCGUUAUUUUCCAUUCGCCGUGCUGUAACUGUAUCGUCCGUGAUGUACCGUUCGUCAGUAUCUAUUAAGCUCUUAUGUUAUCAAAAACCGCUCCUCCUCC
Molecule: messenger RNA, 1670 nt
Organism: Tarenaya hassleriana
Lineage: Eukaryota; Viridiplantae; Streptophyta; Magnoliopsida; Brassicales; Cleomaceae
Product: IRK-interacting protein
Exons: 2
Coding region: 257-1525 (422 amino acids)
Biological process (GO): response to red or far red light; negative gravitropism
Source: RefSeq, a predicted model, not a curated record